CUUAUUUCCUAGUAACCAAAACGAAAGUAAAAAAAAAUCAAAAAUUGGCAUAAACAUGUUACCAGAGAAGUUGGUUUAUUCAAGAAUGUGACUUUUUUGUGUAUAUAUUAAGAUUGACUGUUUAAAUAAGUAGAAGUGAGGAGUUGACGGUUUAUAUUACAAGAAGAUAAGAGUAGAUUUCAUAAACACAAUGACUGAACCAGCAGAAGAUAGACCACUUAAACGGACAAUACCACCUGAUUUACAGACACAAGUAGAAGAAAUACAGAUAAAAGUACCAAGAACUACAGGCCCACCAGAUGAUUUAGAUGACAGAAGAAAAAGAUGGUUAAUAGUGGGUAUAUGUCUCCAUACAAUCAUAUCUCCAGUAUUGAGGACAUAUGUUGUGAAUGUUGUCACAAAACUUUGUUAUUCACUAACAAGUCGGAACAAAAUUCAUAAACAAACAUAUCGAAGUUUUCUGAAAAGAUACUCACCUUCCAAUACAGAACUAAAUUAUGAAGCAAUUAACAAUAACAAAACUUUGUAUAGACGGAAUAGAGCCAGAUAUGAUUACCGAGUCAAGAGUGCCGUGGAUUUAUCCCGAUUGUUCCUCCAGACACACAUGGCACAUUUCACAGCAUUUGACGACUCAUGUGAUUCAUCUGCCCUUCUUGGAAUCAUUGUUAACAUUGACAGAUUUUCACCAGGCGUACAGGCUGAUGCUAGACAGAUGCGAUCAGAUAUACGGAAUCCUUGGGCACAUUGUGACUUUACAGAAUGGACUGCUACAAAAUAUUCAUAUUCCUUCCAGUUGAUGGAAAAACUAAUAAGAAACCUCAGCCUGAGUAACAGGGAGGAAAACAGAAUCUUAGGAGAGUUAAACAGAUGGGCAAUGAAUGGUCAAAACUUCCUUAGUGGAACAACACUUGGUUUAGAGAUUGUGGGAGACAUUCGCCAACAGACACACAUUCUUAGUAGAUAUGUACAGACUUUGUGUGCUGACAAAGACAGUCAAUUUAUCAAAGUGGAAAAAGAAUUAACAAGAAUAGAAAAUGAUUUACAGGGAAGAAUACAGAGUUUAGAAAGUAAAUCUUUGGAGCAUGAUGAAACAUUAAAUACCUUGAAAGAAGAAAUAAAAAAACAAGUUGAAGAUCAUAUUCCACCACAUAUUCAAGCUCACCAUGAACAAGAAAUAGGAGAAUGGGAGCAAGACCAAACUACCUUUUUGGAAACCAGAGCAACACGUCACAUACUUGAGUCUCUACCCUCACAUAACUGUAUUGUUGUGACAGGAAGCUCGGGCUGCGGUAAAUCUUCAAACAUACAUCAAGCUGCCUUACACUUACGUGACAGUUUUGGAUAUGAGAUAAUACCAGUGUUAACAGGACCAUCAGACAUUAUGAAUUAUCAUAAUGAAAACAAAAAACAAGUGUUUGUUGUAGAUGACAUCUGUGGGAAGGAAACAAUAAACACACAAACAUUACAGACGUGGAGAGAUUAUUCAGAAAAAAUUGAGAAAAUAUUUAAAGUUGCAGACAAAGAUGUUGCAGGUAAAAAUGAUGAAACGGUUUUAAAAGUAUCAAGUCCAAAACUACUGCUGUCUUGUAGACUGCAUAUAUAUAAAGAAGCUCAGUUUCAACGUAUUUCAUUAUUCACAAAAAAAGAAUGCAAUUUAUUAUCUCCCGAGUUGUGUCUGCUGGAAGCUGAAAGAAUUCAUAUGCUGCACAAGUAUCUUCCUGAUGACAUAAUUGACAAUAUAAAACAAGUCACAGAGAACGUUGAUUACUUUCCCUUGCUUUGUAAAUUGUCAAAAGACAAAACAUCUGAGGAAGUGAAGAAACUGUUUACAGUUCCUUUAAUCAGUAUUAAACAGAACAUAAACAACAUUAUUCAUGAAAACAAAGAACAAUUUUGUGUUCUUGUUCUGUGUAUCAUUUUUAAUGAAGGAUUUGAUACAGAUUGGCUCAAAUUAGGAUCAGUUUCAGAAAGGAAGAACAUGGAAUUGGAUAAACUUGAGUACAUUGUUAAAGAAUUUGAUAUAGACUUAAGCAAACAGAAGCAUAGAAAUUCUUUAAAAGCUUGCUUUUCAACAUUAAAUGGCACCUACUUAAAACUGAGAGGAACAGAGUAUAGAAUGAUACAUGACAAAAUAUAUAAAAUGGCAGCUGUAAUCUGUGGACAACACCUUACAGAAUGUUUUAUCAAAUAUGCUCCAGCUAUAUUUAUUCGGGAUAAUUUUAUCUUUGAAUCUGUGACGGAUGUCCAUGAAAAUGAUAAUUUAAUUGUAUUAUUAAAAGAGGAAGAAGAAGAUUAUUUUGAACGACUGUUAUGUGACUUAACACGGCAUGCUAUUAUAAGUACAUUCAAUAAUUACCAGUUAAUUCAUAAGACAUUUAGAGAUAAGUUAAUAAGCUUUUUAAAAAGGAGAAAUGAUGCAAAGACAGUAUUAACAAAGCUUGAUACAGAAGGUUGCAAAACAAUCGAAUAUGGUGAUCAAGAAUAUCCGUAUGACACACACUAUUAUACAACACCUUUAAUAGAAUCAUCAAUAAGGGGUUACUUUGAUAUUGUUGAAUUUCUGAUUGUUAAUGUUAAAUGUGAUGUGAAUAAAACAGACGAAAGAGGCAAUUCUCCUAUACAUAAGGCAUCUGAAAGAGGACAUACAGCUGUAGCUAAACUAUUAUUAGAGAACAAUGCUGAUGUAUCUCAAUGUAACAAUGAUAAAAAUUCUCCAUUGUAUGUAGCCUGUAAAGGAGGAUAUAAAGAUACAGUAGAACUGUUACUUCAGAACAAUGCUGAUGUCAAUCAGUGUGGUAAGUAUGGAAGACCUCCGUUGUAUGUGGCCUGUGCAGGAGGACAUAAAGAUACAGUAGAACUGUUACUUCAGAACAAUGCUGAUGUCAAUCAGUGUGGUAAGGAUGGAACACCUCCGUUGUAUAUGGCCUGUGCAUGUGGACAUAGAGAUACAGUAGAACUUUUACUUCAGAACAAUGCUGAUGUCAAACAAUGUAAUAAGUAUGGAUUGUCUUCGUUGUGUGUGGCCUGUGCAGGAGGAUAUAAAGAUACAGUAGAACUGUUACUUCAGAACAAUGCUGAUGUCAAUCCGUGUUGUAAGGAUGGAACACCUCCGUUGUGUGUGGCCUGUGCAGGAGGACAUAAAGAUACAUUAGAACUGUUACUUCAGAACAAUGCUGAUGUCAAUCAGUGUGGUAUGUAUGGAAUAUCUCCAUUGUAUGUGGCCUGUACAAGAGGACAUAAAGAUACAGUAGAACUUUUACUUCAGAACAAUGCUGAUGUCAAUCAGUGUAAUAAGGUUGGAAUAUCUCCGUUGUAUAAGGCCUGUGCAGGAGGACAUAAAGAUACAGUAGAACUGUUACUUCAGAACAAUGCUGAUGUCAAUCAGUGUGGUAAGGAUGGAACACCUCCGUUGUAUGUGGCCUGUGCAUGUGGACAUAGAGAUACAGUAGAACUUUUACUUCAGAACAAUGCUGAUGUCAAACAAUGUAAUAAGGAUGGAACACCUCCGUUGUAUAUGGCCUGUGCAUGGGGACAUAGAGAUACAGUAGAACUGUUACUUCAGAACAAUGCUGAUGUCAAUCAGUGUAAUGAGGAUGGAAUAUCUCCGUUGUAUGUGGCCUGUAAAGGAGGACAUAAAGAUACAGUAGAACUGUUACUUCAGAACAAUGCUGAUGUCAAUCAAUGUGGUAAGGAUGGAACACCUCCGUUGUAUAUGGCCUGUGCAUGGGGACAUAGAGAUACAGUAGAACUGUUACUUCAGAAUAAUGCUGAUGUCAAUCAGUGUGGUAUGCAUGGAACACCUCCGUUGUAUAUGGCCUGUAAAGGAGGACAUAAAGAUACAGUAGAACUGUUACUUCAGAACAAUGCUGAUGUCAAUCAGUGUAAUAAGGUUGGGAUAUCUCCGUUGUAUAAGGCCUGUGCAGGAGGACAUAAAGAUACAGUAGAACUGUUACUUCAGAACAAUGCUGAUGUCAAUCAAUGUGGUAAGGAUGGAACAUCUUCGUUGUAUGUGGACUGUGCAGGAGGACUUAGAGAUACAGUAGAACUGUUACUUCAGAACAAUGCUGAUGUCAAACAAUGUAAUAAGUAUGGAUUGUCUUCGUUGUGUGUGGCCUGUGCAGGAGGAUAUAAAGAUACAGUAGAACUGUUACUUCAGAACAAUGCUGAUGUCAAUCAGUGUGAUGAGGAUGGAAUAUCUCCGUUGUAUAAGGCCUGUGCAGGAGGACAUAAAGAUACAGUAGAACUGUUACUUCAGAACAAUGCUGAUAUCAAUCAAUGUGGUAAGGAUGGAACAUCUUCGUUGUAUGUGGCCUGUGCAGGUGGACUUAGAGAUACAGUAGAACUGUUACUGCAGAACAAUGCUGAUGUCAAUCAGUGUAAUAAGGUUGGAAUAUCUCCGUUGUAUAAGGCCUGUGCAGGAGGACAUAAAGAUACAGUAGAACUGUUACUUCAGAGAAAUGCUAAUGUCAAUCAGUGUGCCAUUAAUGGAGAGUCUCCAUUGUAUGUAGCCAGUGAAGUAGGAUACAGAGAUACAGUUAAACUGUUACUUCAGAACAAUGCUGAUGUCUCGAAGUGUAAUGAGGAUGGACAAUCUCCAUUGUUCGUUGCCUGUAAAGGAGGAUUUAAAGAUACAGUAGAACUGUUAUUGCAGAGAAAGGCUGAUGUCUCGCAGUGUAAUACAAAGGGAGAUUCUCCUCUACAUGCGGUUUGUUCAUUUGAUCCCAAUUUGGAAUAUUUGAUUACAAAUUAUUCAAAUCUAUAUUUCAAUAUAUAUUUUAUGACACAAUUUUCAAAGAGAAUCAUUGAAACUGUAAAACCAUUACUUGCAUGGAAAGCAGAUGUCACAUUGCGUAAUAAGAAUGGUCAAACACCACUUGAUAUUGCCCGUGCAUCACAAUGUAAGGAACUUGUAAAUCUUUUUGAGGAAAAUCUUCAACUAAAAGAAAUCUGA
This is a messenger RNA of Mytilus trossulus (common blue mussel), 4951 nucleotides long. RefSeq lists its product as uncharacterized. NCBI's taxonomy places the organism in Eukaryota, Metazoa, Mollusca, Bivalvia, Mytilida, Mytilidae. The transcript is spliced from 8 exons. Gene Ontology annotation, molecular function: protein binding. Bases 191 to 4951 code for a protein of 1586 amino acids. The record is from RefSeq and is a predicted model, not a curated record. Gene Ontology annotation, cellular component: nucleus; cytoplasm.